Acanthoscelides obtectus is the source of this 4134-nucleotide messenger RNA. The record is from the annotation of a GenBank genome assembly. Lineage: Eukaryota; Metazoa; Arthropoda; Insecta; Coleoptera; Chrysomelidae.
UUGAACGUUCCUCAAGAAGCGUCAAUGUUUCAUUGAUUCCAAGGAAGCUUCACGCCUCACGAAUUGUCUAUAAAUCCUACUCUAGGUCUUUUAUUACCGAACCUGUACUCUGGCACCGAAAAGGAAGAGAGCAGCCAAAACACGUCACACGCCCACGCCAAUGACUGUCAUUUGGAAGAAAAAGAGUGUAUGCGGUUAUAUUAUGAAAAUCCGGUGAUUUCUUGACUUUCUAUGAUUUAGCAUUCGCUAAAAUGUCUGGACACUUGGCACAUUGUCUGGUAGGAUCAACCAGAACAAAAGAUGUUCUCACAGAUGACGAAAUUACGUUUGAUUCUUUGCUGCUUCCUAAACAUAUUUUUGAGGGUCUCAAGAGAAAUGGGUUCCAGAAGCCAUCCCCUAUACAACUUAAGGCUAUUCCCGUAGGCCGAUGCGGCUUUGAUAUCAUAGUGAAGUCAAAAUCUGGCACAGGGAAAACGAUCGUGUUCACAACUGUUGCUUUAGAAACCAUAGAUACGAAUAAGAAGUUCCCUACAGUUUUGAUAUUGUGUCCUACCCGAGAGAUUGCAGUUCAAGUACAAGAAGUAAUUCAGCUAGUUGGAUGUUGUAUGGAAGGAUUGAAGGUAGAAAGUUUCAUAGGUGGCACUCCCCUACAAGAGGACAAAGAUAAAUGCAACAAUUGUCAUAUAGUUGUGGGAACUCCCGGUAGAAUAAAGCACCUCAUAAACAAUGGGGUAUUAAAAUCAGAAUAUCUAAGUCUAUUCAUAUUGGAUGAGGCGGACAAAUUGAUGGAAGACUCGUUUCUAAGCGAUAUUAACGAGAUAUACAACAGUUUGCCAUCAAAAAAACAAAUUAUCACUGCUAGUGCCACAUAUCCCAAUUCACUAGAGAAGUAUCUGUCAGAAUAUAUGGUUUCACCUACUUUUAUCACUGCAGAAUUGGGGACUCCUCUUCUGUUAGGUUUAAAACAGUUUGUAUCGAUAGUAGACAAACCCGGCGACAUGUGCAUCCAGAUAUGCGAGAAAGUCGAGGAAUUAAGACGCAUACUGUCAACUGUUACCUUUACCCAAUGCCUGGUGUUUUUCAACUACCAACGCAGGACGCAAUCCAUCACAAACGUCUUGAAUAGAUCCGAGUUUCAGGCGACGUGUAUUCACGCUCAUCAGACGCAGCCUGAGCGUUUAGCAGCCGUCAACAAUUUCAAGUCAUUCAAGUGUCGCAUUUUAUUGUCUACCGAUUUGACGGCGAGAGGGAUUGAUGCGGCAAAUGUUGAUUUGGUCAUCAAUUUUGACAUUCCGACCGACGCCAUGACGUAUCUACAUAGGAUGGGAAGAGCUGGAAGAUACGGAUCUACUGGAGCCUGUAUCAACAUUACCCUUAUAGACGAGUUGGAAGUGUUGCAAAAAAUCCUAGGCUGUAUUGGUGGUUCAGAAAUCUCCAUACCGAAAUUACCAGAAUUUGCUGGAUCUAUUCAGGAUUUACUAAGAAUUGAAGUGCCACCAGAAAAUUGCAUAAGCGGAAUCGUCAGCGAAACUCCUACUUCUGAUAUCAGGAGUAGGAUAAAUGAUUUGAAAAAGGGGAAGCACUCGGAAGAGAUGAAACAGAAAAAUAUACAUAAAGCUAAGAAAGCCAAGAAACAGGCAAAACAGAACAUUGACAAAAAACAAGACAAUAAUUCACUUCCAAUGUCAGUUUCUUCAAAAAAUGAAUCAAAUAAAUCCACAGCUUUGCCUUCUAAAAAAGCAAACGAAAAUCAAGAAGACAAUGUAGAUAGUGGUAAUGUGGAGAAUCUUAAAAAACAAGUUUCUGAAGUGGGCAACAGUGAAAUCUUGGCAUCUUUAGCUUCAGGCACUUUUCAGUUUAAAACGAAGGAUCAAGCAAAUAUGUCAAGAGACGCAUCUUCUAAUAACGCAAAAAAAAAUAAUGAUGUCGAUUUUCAAAAGUUUCUUGAAAAACGAAUGGCUGGAUUUAACAGAGAAUCAAUUUUGGAUAGUUUGGUUUCAGACGCUUUUCAAUUUAAUGCCACUCCCAAACCAAAUCUGACUGUUCCCGAGGUUAAAAGAGACACCACUCAGCCUUUUGAAGAAAAGAAAAAUGUCAGAUCUCCAACAUCUAGUAACGAGUUUAACAAACAGUGCCAGAAGAAACAAAAAUUAGAAGACACCUAUUGCAAAAACAAAGCUUUAUUGGACAUCACAAAGAUUUUGAUAAAUCCUGACAGCACAAAACCUGAAGAAACAUCAUUACAAGCUUGCUUAGAUACCCUGAAAUUGAAUGAAAAAGUAAAAGUAACGAAGUUUUCAGAAAAGGAUACCGCUGAAAUUUUGGAUGUUAUCAAAAGUGAUCGUCCGAUUUCGGAUGAAGAAGAAACUAAAGAUAGUAAAGCAUAUGUGAAAGAGAAUGUAGGCACAUCUUCUCAAGGAACGGAAAGUGUUGAUGUAGAAAGGGUAUUGGAAAUAGCGUUUAAUACGAUAGUGAGAUCAACGAAUGAUAAUUUGGAAGAGUGUUUGGAGAAGCUUCAGAAGAAGACAGGAGAGCCGGAAAAUGUGAAUGAAAGUGUUAGUAUGGUGGUGAAUGAUGGAUUGUCUGAAGAUUCCAAAGAGACUGAUCCGGGACCUGUGGAGAUCAUGAAAUGGGUACCAGUGAAACCAGGUAAGAAUGACCAAAGUAGGAGCAGACAGAUGUCAAACGCUGAACAAGACACAACAUUAUGGGUGCUGAACCAGAACCAAGAGACUCAAGAAGAUGAAAACAGCCAUGGUAACUUAGAUGGUGAAAACGAACAGUACGAUUGCAAUAACGAAGUGGUGCUUGAUAGGUGGGAACCAGUUGAGGAUUCAACUAGUCAAGAGUACCAUCGUCAAUAUGCUUUGCAGACGGCGCAUAGGGAUAUCGAGCGGUACGACCGAUUUCAGCAGUAUUUCGAUGUAUGCAGCGAAAGUCUUUGGAAUAACGGACUUCGUUUUGGAGACGUGACAACUUUUGAUGAGUGGUUUUGCUAUGAAUGGGAGGCACAACUAUAUGAAGUUAGGAAUUACGUCCAGCAAAAUGUAUAUCUAGACGAAAUGAAUAGAACUAGACAUUUUAAUCGCUAGAUUAGUACUACAGUUGCCGACAAAUUGUUUAAAAAAUAUUUAUGGAAAAGAGGAGACGUCGUUCCUUGUGAUAUUUUCUUAGGCGACGAUAAGUAAUUGCUGGAUUGUGUUUCUUAUGGAAGUCGUAAAACAGGGUGUGGCAGCAUAACUUCCUUUUUUGAAACUUAAUAAAACUCAGUGUAUUAAUCAGAUCUUUUUUGUUUUUUAUAAUGUAGGCGCAUGCCCAAAGCUUUAUUUUGCAUAGUUUUAAAUAUCAAAUCAGACUGGUGAGGUCCUCCAUUCUCCGUACAUUGAAUAAACCGAUGAAAAAUUUAUGACUCUUGCCAACAUAGCGUGUUAUGUUAUCAACUUCUUCCUGAACGUUGGUCUUCAAAUCUUGUAGGGUCCUUCAAUUUUUCAUAAAAACGCGGGAGCCAAAUCGGAAGAGCGUGCCGGCCACUCGAAAUCACCCCUAAUUGAGAUGAGGUGCUUUGGGAAUCGGUGCUAUUGAAGUUGUGCCGUUGCGUCGCAUUGUCGGAACAAAAUGUCCCCUAAUUCCAACUCAUCUAGCCGUGGAAAAAAUCAUCUAACAUGUUUACAUAACGGUCGGAAUUCACUGUCACUGCGACUUCUUUUGCCUCAAAGAACCCGGGUCCAAUAAUUCCAGCUGUCGAAAUUGCACACUAGACUGUGAGUUUAAGCGAGUGCGAAGGCCUUUGAUGUAAUCUACGAGGAUUGGUGUUAGCCCAGUAGCGCAUGUUUUGUUUGUUGAUAAAUCAACAGAAAUGAAGAUGGGUUGCAUCACUAAAAAAAAAAACAAUAGUGUCAGUCAGGAACGACUUGGAGAAGAUGCUCACAUGCGUUCAUCCGAAAAUUUGAUGUCGCAUUCAGAAAGUUCCUGCACAAUUGCCAUCUUGUAAGGAAGUAGUUAGUACUUUUGUCAAUUUCUUUUUCAAACUUAAUCAGAUGUGUCUAUUAUUUUAUAGGACCAUUUUCUUCAAGCAACUAUCCAAACUACCUGUUUAUUGAAAAUAAAUUUAUUAAAUAAAAAAAUCAAGUAUUA